Messenger RNA from Arabidopsis thaliana (thale cress), 1386 nucleotides. RefSeq names its product basic leucine zipper 24 (gene BZIP24). Bases 420 to 989 code for a protein of 189 amino acids. Gene Ontology annotation, biological process: regulation of DNA-templated transcription; DNA-templated transcription. Gene Ontology annotation, cellular component: cytoplasm; nucleus. Gene Ontology annotation, molecular function: DNA-binding transcription factor activity. The record is from RefSeq and is marked reviewed. The transcript is spliced from 3 exons. Lineage: Eukaryota; Viridiplantae; Streptophyta; Magnoliopsida; Brassicales; Brassicaceae.
GGGGUCUGGGGAUAUGGUAAAUGGCUUUGCUUAUUGUUCCGUCGUAAUUUCUAGUAAUAAAACCAUUUCAAAGUUUGGUACAGACAAAAAAAAAAACAUUUUAAGGUAAUCUCAAAACCAAAAAGCCUAUCAAUCUUUGUACUUGGAUGUUUUGUUGUUGCAAGGAUUGCAGAGGAAACCAACGAGUUUCUAACUUUGAUUCUCUGUAAGAUUUUUCUUUCUUGGGCCAUGUCAAAAAAUUAUAAAGAGUUGACUACUGUUUUAUUCAUCCACUAUGUUAAUCAAGAACAUAUUCUUCAACACCAUCUUUACUUUAAUCAAAAACCCUAAUAAUAUCACCAUAAUUCUAUGUCCCAAACAGAACAGGUGUUUUCUUUGGAGAUCUUGAGUUUGGACCUCAGAAUCAAAGAUAUAUAAAGAUGAAUGAGGAAGAAGAUAAAGAUCAAGAUCGAGUAACGAGAGGAUGUAGUCACACUCAUAGCUGUAACCCUCCAGGCCCAGAGGAUGCUUCUCACUCCCACACAUGCUUCCACGCUCACACUCAUCUCAUCAUCUCUCAGGAUCAGCAAGAGAAUGAUCAUUCUGACAGUAGCAACAAGAAACGGUUAUGUGGUAAUAGAGAGGCAGUGAGGAAGUACAGGGAGAAGAAGAAGGCUCGCACUGCAUACCUUGAAGAUGAAGUGAUGAGAUUGCAAUCUCUGAAUGAGCAAUUCCUUAGAAAACUUCAGAGCCAAGAAAUGGUGGAAACUGAAUUGAUCAGACUCCGGGCUCUUCUGGUAGAGAUGCAGGGGAAAAUUGAAGUUGAACUUUGUAGUUUCUCGUUUCAGAAACAAUGCAACGGUUCUGGUUUUGUGUUCAAAGAAGAUGGAUGCAACUUAGCAACAAGUAAUAUGAUGUGUGAAGCGGCAAGAGUGGAGUGCGAGGAGGGCCAAACACUUCAUGAUCCUAUUCAAUCUUUUGUUCCUCAACCACCACCAUUCUCACGUUAAGCGUUUACGGGCUGUGGUAUUGUGUGUAUAUAUAUACAUAUGGGUUUAAUUAGGGGCAUAGAGGUCGGAUUCCAAUAUAGUUAACAUAUACACAGAUUGGUAACUUAUUCUACAUAUGUCUAUUUUAAGGGUACCAAAACAUCUUGAUGUGGAAUUGAUUUUGAAAUGAAGAGGAGGAUGAUUGUAGAUUUGUAGUUGUAUGUAUAUAUGAUGAUAAUUGUGGGCUUAGAAGAUCUUUGGGGGUCCAUUUAUAGAUUCUCUAUAUGUGGGUAUGGUGAAUACCCAAACCAAUAAUAGAUAAGGACUUAAGGUAUGCAUCAUACAUGCAUGUGUAUAUCAUAAAUUUCAAAUGCAAAUGAAUUCCAUUGGUGUGGAAUAGACUGCCCCAAUCAUUAUU